This is a messenger RNA of Nicotiana attenuata, 2169 nucleotides long. RefSeq lists its product as uncharacterized. The transcript has 3 exons. Gene Ontology annotation, cellular component: nucleolus; nucleosome; nucleus. Bases 10 to 1245 code for a protein of 411 amino acids. Gene Ontology annotation, molecular function: nucleosomal DNA binding; double-stranded DNA binding. The record is from RefSeq and is a predicted model, not a curated record. Gene Ontology annotation, biological process: nucleosome assembly; chromosome condensation; negative regulation of DNA recombination. Lineage: Eukaryota; Viridiplantae; Streptophyta; Magnoliopsida; Solanales; Solanaceae.
UUGGCUGCAAUGGACCACCUAAGUCCACCGUCUGCGGCUGAAACGCCACCGCAAAAAACCCAAGAAGUCCCAUCCUCAGCCAGAGCCAGCCACAAUGACGACCAGAAGAAGUAUAUGCAUGCAAUGGAAAAUUUCAAAGCUUUGGUCUUGAAAUUUGCUGUUGCCUCUGUUCCUACCAAUUCACUCUCCUCUACUCAAAGAUCACUCAUUGAACAGAAGCUUCAUCAGUUCUUCCCUCAUUUUCAUCCUCCCGAUCACCCCGCUUACUCUUGGAUGAUUCAGAGAGCAAUUGAGCAGUUGAAUGAAGAAGGCGGUUCUUAUGAAAAGGCAAUAUCAGAGUACAUUUUGAGAGAAUGGGGUGACUUGCCAAGGGCUCAUGUUACUAUACUCAGGCACCAUAUGAGAAACCUCUGUGAAAAGGGUGAAAUUGUAGCGACUCCCUGUGGUCGCUACAGGCUUCAUGAUGCAGUUGCCGAUAUUAUUACUCCCUAUUCUAGCCCCAGUGGUUGCACUAGUUCUGAUUCUUUCUCCAGUUUUUGCCUUAGUUCUAGCUGCAGCUUUGCCUGUGUCUCAAGUUCUGACACUAGUCCUAGGCCAAAGAAAAAGGGAAGGAAGAGGAAGCAGAAGAAGGAAUCAAUGAAGAAAAGGUUUAGGCCACGUAGAAGGGAGCGUAGACAAGUGCUAAGGAAGGGAAGCAAUAGGCCAUGCUGGAAAGACUCAUUGAAAGAAGUUCAGAUUGAGGUACGCGAUUUGGCGGCAGAAGAGAGGUUAAGUAUCAGAGAAGAACCGGAGGCGAUGGAAGUAGAAAAUCCAUUAGACGGAACAGACAGCAAAGACAAUCAGCAUUGUCCAGCAGCAAAAACCGAGUUACUGGUCCAUAUUCAGCCUCACAGACAGGAAGAUGAAGGAAUUAUAGAACUAAUUGAGCAAGAACUAGUCAAUGAAAACCCUCCAGCAGAAGAGAAAAAACAGUUAAACAGGGAGAUGGUCCAAGAUAGAAGUAGGAGAAAUUUGGACAGGCCACGUAAGAAAUGGAGCAAAAAAGAAGUCGUUUAUGUUCCAAGGCAUGCACAUAGAUGUGGCAGGAAAAGGAGAAGGGCAAGUCAAACAGAAUUGUCAGAAGCAGAAAUGCCAAAAAGUAUGGAACAAAAGAUCGAAGAAUUUUCAAUCCAGGAUGGUAACAGAGAGGUUCGUAUAGUCACUGGCAACAAUCUACAACAGCAAAAUGACCAAGUAGAAGAGUAACAGCUGAAGAGGCAGGCAGCAGGGACAGGAUUUGGGGAGAAGAAUACUGGGUAGACCACUUAAGAAAUGGAGCAAAAAGGAAAUUGUUUAUGUUCCAAACCAUUCGCGUGCACGUAGCAGUUAAAGGGAUAGGCCACGCAAAAAAAAUGUAUCACAAGAUAUUCUAGAAAAUGUAGAAGAAAAGAGUAAACAAGAAAGCAACAACGAGGAGCCACGGGGUUGCCAGUUACAAUCUUGCACUCCCAGAACUGCACCAGGUCUCAGAAGUUUGUGAAUGGUUUUUGUCAGUUCAGCAUUAGGAUGAGAUUUCGCAAUCCUGUCAAUGAGGACAAAGGAAACUCUCCUCCAAUAGACAAGAGCAACUGCAGAAAUGUUUUCCUUUCCUUGAAUCAGCAUAGUGUUCAGAUGAAAGAAAAAAAAAAAUUAACAGCGGAAUAUUGUCCUUUAAUUUUGAAUGUUGAUUAACUAGUACUCAUCUGUCUUUCCCAAUUCUAAGCAAGAUUAGGAUCUUCAUGAACCAAAGAGCUGAGAGGCACAUUCCAGAUAUUAAGUAAAGGAAAAACUAAGAAGGUAGAAAAUGUUCAUUUCAGAGUGCAUCUUCCUUCAGAAAAGGAGAAAAUGAUCAAAAUAGUCCUUAAACGUGUGGGGGCUGCUUUAUUUUGGUCCUUGAUAUACUCCCUACAGAUAUAGUCUUUAAUGUAUGUGAAAAGGUGACGCAUUUGGUGCGAAAUCCUAAAUCUAACAGAACUUUCAGAAUGGGCUGCUAACUUUAGCAUUUCUCCCCAUAGAUGUGUAAUCUGCUGCGGAUUUUUAGAUGAUGGAGAAAGCUGCUGGUUUCAUUUGGCUGCUGCAAAUUAGCAUCAUAAUCAAGCAAACUAGUUAAGUUUCUUGAUUUUAGUGAUUUAGACUAGGGUCAUUAAAAUA